Molecule: messenger RNA, 1232 nt
Organism: Paramecium octaurelia
Lineage: Eukaryota; Ciliophora; Oligohymenophorea; Peniculida; Parameciidae
Source: the annotation of a GenBank genome assembly
AUGGUUGCGAUAAAAGCGAGACAAUAUACUAUGCGACUGCGUUUCCAUAAUCUUACAUUCUUAACAUUUCCAUUGUAAUCUUCUUCAGGAUUGAUCUCUGGAAUGUAGAUCCCACUGAUAAAAUAUUCAAUAUAUUAUCUAGAUGAUAAUCAUUUAUAAAUUUGUAGAUUUGGAAGAAGCUAUACAAUGAUCGCUUGCAAAAGGUAAUGUAUUAACACUCUUUAAAACAGAUACUUGAAAGAAUUACAAAGAUUGUCGAUGCUUUUCUAGAUAUAAUAUUAUAGUUAUAUUAUUUACAUUAAAAGACAUUUAUAAAAUGAUCAUUAAAAUAGAGUUUAUUCAAUUUGUAACUCUCCUGAUGGUACUACAUUAGGCUCUGGUAGUAAGGAUAACUAUCAAUCAGUUUAUGGGAUAGUAAGAUAGGAUAAUAAAAAGCAAAAUUAUAGGAUCAUUGAUUUGAUGUUAUAUCAAAUUGUUACUCUCCUAAUGGUACUAAUUUAGUAUCUGGUUGUGAUUAUAUAAGUCUAUCACUUUAGAGGAUGUUAAGAGUGGAUAAUAAAAAGCCAAUGUAUAAGAUCAUUCAUCUGAUGUUAUUUCAAAUUGUUACUCUUCUGAUAGUACUUAGUUAGAUUAUGGUUGUGAUGAUAAGUUUACCCGUUUAGAGGAUGUUAAGACUGGAUAAUAAAAAGCCAAAAUAUAUCAAAUUGUUACUCUCCGGAUAUUAUUAUGUUAGAUUAUGGUUGUGACGAUAAGUUUAUCUGUUUAGAGGAUGUUAAGACUGGAUAAUAGAAAGCCAAAAUAUAUGAUCAUACAUCUGGUGUUAUUUCAAAUUGUUACUCUCCUGAUAGUACUAUGUUAGAUGCUGGUAGUUAUGAUAAGUCUAUCCCUUUUAGAGAAUAUUAAGACUGGAUAUUGAAAAGCCAAAUUAUAUGAUUAUUCAUCUGGUGUUAUUUCAAAUUAUUACUCUUCUGAUGGUUUUAAAUUAGCAUUUGGUAGUUUCAAAUUUAGAAUUGUUGAGUUCUUAUAAUCAAUUGUUUUUAAACCAAAUCAAAGGUGUAANAUAAUAAAAAGCCAAAAUAUAUCAAAUUGUUACUCUCCGGAUAUUAUUAUGUUAGAUUAUGGUUGUGACGAUAAGUUUAUCUGUUUAGAGGAUGUUAAGACUGGAUAAUAAAAAGCCAAAAUAUAUCAAAUUGUUACUCUCCGGAUAUUAUUAUGUUAGAUUAUGGUUGUGA